Mastomys coucha (southern multimammate mouse) is the source of this 3765-nucleotide messenger RNA. RefSeq names its product nanos C2HC-type zinc finger 1 (gene Nanos1). Lineage: Eukaryota; Metazoa; Chordata; Mammalia; Rodentia; Muridae. The record is from RefSeq and is a predicted model, not a curated record. Gene Ontology annotation, biological process: negative regulation of translation; oogenesis. Bases 288 to 1079 code for a protein of 263 amino acids. Gene Ontology annotation, cellular component: perinuclear region of cytoplasm. The transcript has a single exon. Gene Ontology annotation, molecular function: mRNA binding; zinc ion binding.
CUGGUGAGGUGGGCGCAGCGCGCGGGGCGCAGGAAGCGCGCGGGGCUGGAGAAGAGCGCGCGCCCGCCUCCGCUCCGCCUCCGUCCGGGGGCGCGGGCGCAGUGGCCCGGGCGGAGGAUCGCAGGGGGCAGGGCCGAGACAGCGAGGAGGGGCACAGGAGAAAGCGGGAGCGAUAAAAGGAAGCAAGGCUGCCCCACCCCGCGGCAGGCCGGCGGGCAGGCUCCUGCGUCCCUUCUGUCCGGCCCUUGCCGGCGGCGGCGGGGAAGCGCGCGGCCCGCUGCCGGCCCAUGGAGGCUUUCCCUUGGGCGCCACGCUCGCCCCGCCGCGCCCGCGCCCCCGCGCCUAUGGCGCUCGUGCCCAGCGCCCGCUACGUGAGCGCCUCGGGCCCGGUGCACCCGCAGCCCUUCAGCUCCUGGAACGACUACCUGGGGCUAGCUACGCUCAUUACCAGGGCUAGCGACCGUGGCUCCCCGCAUGAGGGGCCCGGGCCCACAGCGCCGGGGCCCACGCUGGGGCCGCCCGAGGACGAUGAAGAAGAAGACGGCGACGAACCGGAGGCCGGGGGCCGCUACCUGGGCGGCGCGUUGGAACUGCGCGCACUAGAGCUGUGCGCCGGCCCCGCUGAGGCCGGGCUGCUGGAAGAGCGCUUCGCUGAGCUGAACCCGUUUGCAGGGCGCGCCGCCGCGGUGCUGCUGGGCUGCGCGCCUUCCGCCUCCGCCGCUUCCACGACCGAAGUGACGCCGCGCGAAGAGCCAAGCCCUGCGUGGGCUGCCGAGCCUCGUCUGCACGCGGCCUCCGGGGCCGCCGCCGCGCGUCUGCUGAAACCGGAGCUUCAGGUGUGUGUGUUCUGCCGGAACAACAAGGAGGCGGUGGCGCUCUACACCACACACAUCCUCAAGGGCCCGGACGGCCGGGUGCUGUGCCCGGUCCUGCGCCGCUACACGUGCCCCCUGUGCGGCGCCAGCGGCGACAACGCACACACCAUCAAGUAUUGCCCGCUCUCCAAAGUGCCACCGCCCACCGCCCGCCCGCCGCCGCGCAGCAACAGGGACAGCCUGCCCAGCAAGAAGCUGCGCUAGGAGCGGGCUGCAUCGAGCUGCGUACACCUGAAACCUGCACUCCUUUUCCUUGGCUCAACUAGAGAAGUCGUCUUGGUUUUACGGUAGCCGCAGGGGCGCAGCACUUCCUUGUGGAGUGGUCGGUCUCUGACGUUGAAAUCUUGAAUUUUAUCCCUAGUUUCUAAAACGCGCAUCCAGAACGGUGAGGGCUGAGCGGGUGUACCACCGGUUGAAGUGCGGUGAAUGAAGCGCUGUUUACUGUAUACGUCGGCCUAUUUUAGGUGCGCAUCCGUAUGAAAUUGUCUCUGAUCUUGGAUGUUUCGUUUUAUGAAUGGAGGCACUUUAUUAGGUCUAGAGUAUUUUUAAUAGCCUCUAAACUGAGUGUAAAACUAACAAUUGUAUGGAAUGUCGGCAAAAUGACUAUUUUGUUUGGUGCAAUUAAUUUAUUUUAGUUUGCCAUUCUAAUUGCAGGUAAAGCAACUUAGUACACUUCCCAGUAUUGAGAGGGUGUUCCUCCUCGUGGCUUGUUUCUGUCCUAGAUGGGAGGCUUAAAGGCACAAUCUGUAGCAGGUAGAAUACAGUUCCUUAUCCUUUUAUGCAUCAAAUAUUCUGAAUUAGCAAGUAGUCCUCCCAACCCUUAAAAUUAACUGUGCCAAGGCUUAAUCAUAUCGUGUACAUAUUUGGAAAUGGUGCUGUUUAAGAGACGUGUAUUUAUACAGUGACAGUAUUAUGAAUCCAUUAAUCUCCCCUGUAACUCCUACAUAGCAUUUUCUCUAUGCACCACCCCGAUGGUCCAAUUCUUUGUCUGAUGCUAAGACAUUUCCUCCUCAGAAAGGAGGAAACCUUUAGAGCAGUGUUAACCCACCUUGAUUGCUAAAGUUCAGGGUUCCUAAAUUGAAAAUGGAGAACUAUAAUGCAAUAACUUGAGUUCCAAAAGGUUCUACUCUGGUCUGUUUGCCUUCCAAUUUACAGAAGGUGUACAAGAAUAAACACUUCAAGGCUGUAAUAAUUGCAGUUGGAUACAAGUGUCAUAGCCUCCCUCUUGGUGGUUCCACUAUUACUUAGAGACACUUGUCUGCUUCCAGAACCCCAAAAAAUCUUCAUGCAAAAGUUCCUAACUCUUUCCAGUACUCCUGUAAAUCCAUCAUACUGAGUGCUGGAAUAUGCCACAAAACUACUAGACAGAAGAGGCAAAGGUAGAGGUGAAUUAAGAUAAAUUCAGACAUGUAUCAGCACCACUAUCUGCAAGUACCAGCCAAGAGAUUAAGUAUAUAAAGUUUGCAAUAGUCAGAUUUAGCUAGGAAUACUGGGAGUUAGACUAGACUGCCUUUCAUAUUAAGUAGCAACUUUACAGCAAACUUUCUGAAUAAAAGAGGCUGAUGUGAAAAUACUGACAGCUGUGAGCCAUACUGGUAAAGGGGAGGACAUUCUUAGCAAGGAAGAAAACUAUCCCUGUUAGUUACAGCCCCACAUCCACUGUGCCUGGGCCUAAACGUAAUAAAACCAUGUUCCUUGUUAUUUUGCUAGAAAAUAUACCACUUGUUUUGAGGUGAACUUAUUUAAGUACAUGAGCUGAACCAUGAUCACAUGUUCAUAAUGCCAACUUGUUAAUUUUUUGGUAUCUUACCAGUACUAAAGUUUGCUGAAACUGGCAUUCCUGUUCCAUGGUAUAGAGAGGGCUCUGGAAAAUAUCCUCAGUUAGGUAGCUGUUAUAUUAUAGCUGUCAAAAAAGUGCUUCUAAACACAAGAACCUAAAUUCUAUCCCCAGCACCUAUCUACCUACCUACCACCUACAUAAGGGAAUAGUGUGCCUAUAACCCAAGUGCUGAUGAGGCAGAGGCCAGCCUUGCUACAUGGAUGAGCUCCAGGUCUGAGUGAAAAACAUGAUCUCAUAAGCUAGGUGGUUGCCUCAAGUUGGACCUCCACAUUCAUCUGCAGAUUUGGGGUAAUUUAAGCCAAAGGUAGCUGUGGUUGCAUCACUAGGGAGGCAGAGCCCUCUGCCUGGAUUCACUAGGAAAGCAGUCUAGCUCCAGGUAUGGAAAACUCCAGAUUCAAAAACACCUUGUUUGAAAAGAAUAUGAUUGAGUAGGGCAACUCUUGACCUCUGACCUCCGUGUACUAGAACAGUAGUGUCCACACAAAACUAUCCCACACGGUGUUCUCCAACCCAUGCCAAGUAUGAAACUGUACAAGCAAAAAUUGUUCUAGAGAAAAGAAACGUGGCCCUAAAAAUAAUCAAUGCUUUAAUUCUGACACUCAGGAGGCAAAGGAAGGCAAAGCAAUCCUUGGAAUACAAUGUUAUAAAGGUUUUGCAAAAAGGUUUGUAGUAGAUAUCCAAGUUUAGGGCCAGGGUAUAUCUCAAUGAUAGAGCACGUGUCUAGGAUGCACAAAACCCUAGGAUGCCCAUUAUUAAAGGGACAAAAAUGAAACUUAAAACUCAAAGUUUCAUAUAACACUUUGAUAAAGUUGGCUUCUGUACUGUGGAUCUGGCUAGACCACAAAAAGGCACAGCAUUGUAACAGCUUCACCAUGGGCAGAAAAGCACAGGUUGUGCUGUGCUUUAGCCUGCAUUUGUCUAUCCAAACUUGUUAAUUUUAACAGCUUUUUUGUACUUUAUUUUUCCUAUAAAGUCCUUUUCAGAAGUUAAAUGGCUUUGAUUAAAACUUUUGUUAAAUAUAUUAAACCAAAACCAUGUAUUUCAAAACUA